This is a messenger RNA of Phalacrocorax carbo (great cormorant), 1656 nucleotides long. The record is from RefSeq and is a predicted model, not a curated record. NCBI's taxonomy places the organism in Eukaryota, Metazoa, Chordata, Aves, Suliformes, Phalacrocoracidae.
AUGACAAGAUCUUUAAUGGAUCCAAUACGACUGGUGAAACAGUCUGGCAUCCCGACGACACUAAGUACUGACCCACUUCGUGAACGUCGGUGGUCCUCAUCUGAAACUGGUCAACUUCGGAGCCGCCUUUGUCAAGACCGGGCAACGCCGCUUCCCCGCUGCCCCGGCCGGGGGCCCGCCGCCGCGGCGGGGGCCGGCGGGAGAAAGCCUCACGCACAGCCGCUCUCAGCCGACCGGCAUCUAACGCCUCCAACACCGAGCUGGCAGAAGGGACCCCCGAACGGAGCAUCGCAAGGCGACGUGCGGGAGCGAGACACGCGGGGCCGGCGUGGGCGGGGAGGGGGUGCUGGCGGGGACCCGCAGCGCCCCGGCCCCCCGCGGAGACCGGCCUCCCCCCAGCGGCACCUGAGGAGGGGGGAGAAGGGUCCCUCCCCAAACGGCCCCCGAGCCCCUCCCGGGAGGAGAAGCACCCGUGCGCCCGUUUUCCCCCGGGCACCCCCCUCCCCGCCGCGGGGCACGGACGCGGUGGCCGGCGCCGCUCCUUACCUGCUGCUGCCGCCGCUGCUGCCCGCGCCCCGGCUGCUCCCGCCGCCGGACCCCCAUCGCACCCCCCUCCCCGCGCACACAGGACACGCCGCUCGCGGGGCGCCGGAGCCGUUAACGGAACCGGGGGGCGUCCGCUGGAGUCUCGCGGGCUGCGCCUUCUCCCGUUCCCUCAGCAGCCCGCGCUCGCCCUCCCGCUCUGCCCGGCGCUGGGUCCGGAGUGCGCCUCGGCCGCCGGACGGGGCGGGGCGGGGCGAGGCGGAGGGCGGGGCGGGGCGAGGCGGAGGGCGGGGCGGCACCCCCACACACACGCUCUCGCCUUCCCCCGCAACCCGCAAGCCCCACCUCUCCCGCCGGCUCCGCCUCCCAUUGGCUCCGCCUGCUCGGCCCCGAGGGAACGCGAACUCCGCAUUGGCCACUCGCGCUGUCGCGCAACCAAAACACCAGGCCCCGCCCCACGGCGUGCCCACCGCCUCUUUCUCCCCCCAACCCGUCCCUGCUCCCACCGCAGCGGGGACCGCGGGCGGGGAUCUCCUGGGCGUUGCGGGGCGCCCUGGGGCCAGGCUGCGAGUUUGCGGACGCCAGCGAGCAACAGGCGGGGCGGGGGGACGGAGGGACGGGAGGGGAGGGCAGAGGGUCCUUACCCGGCACCGAGCCGGUGAGCGCGGGCUGCCGCCUCGGUCCCUCCGCCGGAUCGGCCCCCCCCCCCCCCGCCGCUGCCGUGCCCGGCCAGACCCCAGCGGAGCGCCGAGGCAGAGCGGUGCCCGUGCGGCGCGGCAGCACGGCCCCUGCCCCGCACGGCCCCCGGCCCACCCCGCACGUUCAAGACCCUGGACAACGCCGCCCGGCCCGGCCUCUCAGCCCCGGCACCCGCCGGGCCGCCCGCCCCUGUCCCGCCGCCGUUACCGCGGACCGGCCCCGCACCGCCCGGCCCCGGGCUCCCGCGCCCCGCUGGCUCCUUCCCCCGGGGGUGACCGGGGCCCCUGUGCCACCCCCCGACGGGGCCCGGCGCUGCCUCGGCCACGGGCCGCCCGACACCCCCCCGGACUUGCCGCGGGGAGCGGCCCUCUGGGCGCGCCCCCACCCCGCAGCGCCGCUCGUUCGCACCUAUAG